This is a messenger RNA of Paralichthys olivaceus (Japanese flounder), 2585 nucleotides long. The record is from RefSeq and is a predicted model, not a curated record. Lineage: Eukaryota; Metazoa; Chordata; Actinopteri; Pleuronectiformes; Paralichthyidae.
UUGGUCGCUGUCAUCACUGAAAAGACGCCUGACUUUUUUUUUCCCAUCCAAACAACAACAGCCCAGCAGAACCCGGCCCCGCCCAUCCCGGCCCGGCAGUACGAGGUGGCGAUGAACCGGCAGCAGCGCUACUUCCGCAUCCCGUUCAUCCGGCCGAGCGACCAGUACAAGGACCCUCAGAACAAGAAGAAGGGCUGGUGGUACGCUCACUUCGACGGGCCCUGGAUCGCCAGGCAGAUGGAGCUGCAUCCCGAUAAACACCCCAUCCUGCUGGUGGCAGGAAAGGACGACAUGGAGAUGUGCGAGCUGAGUCUGGAGGAGACGGGCCUGUCCAGGAAGAGGGGGGCGGAGAUCCUGCCCCGUCAGUUCGAGGAGAUCUGGGAGCGCUGCGGCGGCAUCCAGUAUCUCCGCAGCGCCAUCGAGAGCCGACAAGCCAGACCCACCUACGCCACGGCCAUGCUGCAGAGCAUGUUCAAGUGACGAGGAGGGGGAGGGGCUUCUCGCUGCAAACAAAGGGACGGAUUCAGCUAGCUAACACAGAUGGCGUCGGAGCGCUCGCCCGGGAGGUUCGCUCGAACAACUGUCCUUUUGUUUUUCUCUCGUCGUUAAGUUUCUCGCUCGCUUCACUCCGUCGAGUCGCGGCGAGGGCCGGGACGUUUCGCAUCGAACCCUAUGCAGAAAAAAAAUCAUAAAAUGAUCACAUCCGGUUGUUUUCCAAGGAAUUCUCCUCUCGUCUCUGCAAGUUUAACUACGAGGCCUUAACACAACGUUAACAGGGUUUAAUUACCACAAGUACGACCUCCUCUCCUCCUUUCUUUUCUCCUUUGGUUCAGAGCUGCCUCCCCAAACAACAAACUUUAAAUUCCCGUGUAAUUAUACAUUCCCGAUCGUGACUCUCACGUCGCUUCCAUGGUAACAGACCUGCUGUUUACAUCGUCCUCGUGUGGUUCUGACACAUGGAGCUGAGAGGCAGCGUCAGAUAACUCCUCCUCACUGCACUCGUCCCUAAAUCUGCUAAAACUUUAUUUCACCUUCGUCUUUCCGGCCGAAUGUGACCUGAGACCUCCAUGAUUUCUUCCUGUCGUGAUUCCUUCUUUCCUCAUCGUGUGAUUUCGUGUCGACUUAAUGAGAAAAGGUUCAGAAACUUUGUGACUUUGAGACCAAACGUUGCUUGAAACAUUUUAUUUUAUUUUGUUUUUGGGACCGAGCAGUGAUUCAGCUCCGUGAUUAGUUUCUGCAGAAAAUGUGAAUUAAUUAUGCAACUGCUGAGCUGCGACUGUGUGUUGCUGCUGUUCGAGAGCAGAUCAGUGCCGCAAAAAAGUCAUUAAAACAUCGUUAGUCUUUCAAUUAAAUCUUUGUACACGAGGAAACUUAAUUUGCAAACUUAGUGAUUCCAACAUGUUUUUCUUUGACUUUAUCUUUAAAAUAUUAAAUCUACAUUUGGCUGUUUGUUGAAUAAAUUCACCUGAUUCUAGAAAAUGUUUGAAAUGUCAGUUUGGACAUGUUUCUGUGCUGAACUGUGGACAAAGCGCUGGUCGUCAGACUGGAACUGGAACCUUCUUCUAACACUGAGAUAUUUUCUAUGAAAUCACGUGAGUUCGGUUUGUGCAGCGACAUCGACGCUUCCACUGGAAUGUAAACGUUUAUUUUUAAAAGAACGAUUUCUACUUGAGUCUGUGAGGUUGAUCAGAGAAGCAAUGAACCAGGUAAAAUGAGCCGAGUCGUCCGUUUGUCGUCAACAAUGUAAAGACAAUCCCACACCUGAGGCUGCUAACCUUUCCUUCUGAUGCACAAGAGUCAGGUGAUUGUCUGAACACGAGGCGUCAACACGCAGGAAGAGGGGAAACUGUUUUUUGUCUACGUUUCGUACCAACUGUGAUUCACAUUGAAGCAGGUCGACCUCCGUGUUCAAACCUUUUUAAUCCAGGGUCGUCCAGUUCGUGUCGCUGGAUCGAAAAUACCAAAAAACUAUGUGACAAGUUUCACAAAGUCCAAACGUUUGGAUCAGACAAGUUUAAAUUUCCUAAAUUACAUCAAAUGAAGAUGGACGACACGUCUCCGCUAACGGAGCCAAAAACAUCCCGAUACGAACGCUGCCAUCUUGUGGUCAUGACGUCAUUUGCAGCCGAGUGGAGCUGGGGUAUCGAAGUCCCGCCCACACACUCGCUGUCUUGUCGUCCAUCUUUGUUUACGUUCUGUGGCUGAUUGGAACAGAACUGAACCUUUACGAAGAAACGUCAAUAAAAUCUUUUCCGAUCAAGUUUAAAUUUAAAUCAAGUUUUAUUCCAAUAAAAAAAAAAAUUCACCUUGAAUCAAACGAUGUUAUCGGUCAAACUUCGUUAAAAACAUUGAUUUAGUUUGUAACAAAUCAGAUCUGUGCAUUCUGUCUGAAACGCUGCGUGUUGACGUCGAGUGUAAACGUCCUUUGAGACGUCAGAGUGACGACCUCCUGAGACGUCAAGGAAAAUGUCCUGCGAUCCGUUUCUCUCUCACUUUACAAUCAUUCCUCGGGAAGCGCUGCCUUCGUCCGCUGUCACUUUUCUAACACUGAUCUCUAACAGAUGAAUAAAAACAUGUUUCACUCA